AUGUCUUUCGUGCGGGACGCAGAGAUGCAGCAUCUUGCGCGGAUGCAGCUUGACUACAUCACUGAGAGACUCUCACAGAACCCAGAGGAAGGUGAACCACCCGAUUUUGUCAAGGACGCGUUCGCUAUACAGCGCUACUUGGAACUAGUUGCCUCCGGGGCCGCAGUGUUUGAUGAAGAAGCUGUUAAUGCUCGACUAAACAAAGGCUUCUCUGCCCCCGAGUAUGAUCUCGCAGGGCUUCGCGCUACAUCUCCUUCGGCCAUGGCACCUACUCGCCGGGUCGAUGGACUUGUUACCGCUGCUGCUGGCGCCACGGAUCAACAUGAUUGCCUUGAGGACAUCUAUUCCGAUGACAAUGCUGGUGCUCCUCCCAUGGCCCUCUCGGAGUCGGAGACUGUUCACUCAAACAAUAGCAAGGUCUCAAAGGUCACGGAAACUGCACUUGCUUUCCUCUCCCAACGGGAUGUGGGUCACAUAAUUGAAGCCCGAGCACAGAGUUCCAGUCAGUCAAUCUCCUUCCGAGAGGCAGAACAUGGCACCCCUUUAAAGGACUCGACUACCCGCAAUGUCGAAAGCGUCAGCAUUGAGGCUACAUCUCCACCACCAGCAACCCACCUCCACCACAAUGAGGUUGAUGAGGGCCUCAUUUCUUUUGAUGAGGACCCCACUCCUACCGGCACUACCUCGACUACUAUCGCAGGUGUUGCUCCUCCUACAAGCACUUUUGCCAAGGAGUGGGAAGAGGCCGAGAGUAGCAAAAUCGCGCUCGAUACCUCCCCUACCACCGACCACUCUGUCGAGUCUGAACCCGAACCUCCGGUGAAGACUUCUGAAGUUGUCCCCUUCUCCCCCAGUGGAAUUACUUCAGCUCCCGAUGAUGAGUGCACUAUCCCUGCCAAGCCACAGUGCGCUUCUGUAUCCAUCACCGGUGACAACACACUUAUUACUGUAACCGAUGUCCGCGAGGAUAGCAACGUUGUCAAGUGCUUCAAAUGUGGCAGUGACUCUGUUGAGAAUGCCAUCAUUUGCUUUUGCAAACAUCAGUAUUGUGCUGAUUGUCUCAACGACGUGGUCAAGACUUCGAUUCAUGGGCCGACUCCCUUCCCUCCUGUGUGCUGCGGAAAUCCAAUCCCUGUUGACAUCAACUCUUCUAUCUUCAAUAAGAAGACUUUGUACGAUUUUCUGGGAAAGAAAUUCGGGGCAUAUGAUGUCGGUGAACAGGGUAACAUCGGUGAAUCGGACGAUAAGUCACUUCCCUCUCCCCAUUCUCCCACUUCUCUCCCUUUUACCCCGACUACCCCAUCUGCUCCUUUCACCCCAUCUACCCCAUCCGUUCCCUCUCCCCCCUCGCUCUUGACCGAGGAGAAAACGGAGUACUCCUUCAAUGGAUUUGGUGAAGAAGUCGGCAAUGAAGACACCAAAUGCCACGUGUGCCACAACACUAUUGAGAAAGGCUUGUGUAAGUAA
Fusarium verticillioides 7600 is the source of this 1467-nucleotide messenger RNA. RefSeq lists its product as hypothetical. The coding region runs from base 1 to 1467 and encodes 488 amino acids. The transcript has 2 exons. NCBI's taxonomy places the organism in Eukaryota, Fungi, Ascomycota, Sordariomycetes, Hypocreales, Nectriaceae. The record is from RefSeq and is a predicted model, not a curated record.